Molecule: messenger RNA, 617 nt
Organism: Camelus dromedarius (Arabian camel)
Lineage: Eukaryota; Metazoa; Chordata; Mammalia; Artiodactyla; Camelidae
Gene: CISD3
Product: CDGSH iron sulfur domain 3
Exons: 4
Coding region: 76-441 (121 amino acids)
Cellular component (GO): mitochondrion
Molecular function (GO): 2 iron, 2 sulfur cluster binding
Source: RefSeq, a predicted model, not a curated record
GAGGGCCCUCCACACAGCAGGGGCCCCGAGGCGGCUGCCGGGCCGGCCCCUCGGCCGGACUUCCGGCGGCUGGAGAUGGACCGGCCCGCGCAGCUUGCUUUGCAGAAGCUGAACCAGAGACGGGACAUCUCCUCCUGGCUGGCCCGAUGGUUCCCCAAAGCCCCUGCCAAGCCUGUGGUGGCCCUGAAAACACCAAUCAAGGUGGAGCUGGUGGCUGGGAAAACCUACAGGUGGUGUGUGUGUGGCCGCAGCAAGAAGCAGCCCUUCUGUGAUGGCUCCCACUUCUUCCAACGCACCGGCCUAUCCCCACUCAAGUUCAAAGCCCAGGAGACCCGCAUGGUAGUGCUCUGUACCUGUAAGGCCACCCAGAAGCCCCCAUUCUGUGAUGGCACCCACAAGAGUGAGCGGGUGCAGAAGGCAGAAGUGGGCUCCCCGCUCUGAGGGGGUGGCUGCCACUCAGCCCAAGAAGGGAUCACCCAGCGAACCCAGUACCCAUAGCUGGCUCGUGAAAGACUUCCAUAACCUGAGAUCUCCCAUCUGGGGCAGCUGGGAACAGGCCCCCGCUACAGUGCCUGUUGGUGAAGAUGGCAUUAAAUAAAUAUGCCCACCUCCCUCCA